Molecule: messenger RNA, 531 nt
Organism: Eruca vesicaria subsp. sativa (arugula)
Lineage: Eukaryota; Viridiplantae; Streptophyta; Magnoliopsida; Brassicales; Brassicaceae
Source: the annotation of a GenBank genome assembly
AUGGAAUUCAUCUUAAUAUUUUCGUUGCAUGCUGAAGACGCUGCAUCACCAGUGCUACCUCCUGCAUGCUUGGAAUGGCAUUUGGAUACAUUAUUAGCUGGAGGGAAACCUAUCAACCGUACCAACCACUCACUUGAUGAAGUCAAUGUGAUUCAGAAUGAUCUCUCUUGUUGGAGGAAGGAGAACCAGCGGCAUGGUAAACUAAGAAUCAUACUGGAAUCUUCUGGAACAUCGAGGGACUGCCUAAUACCCGGUGGUCUGGAUCCUCAUAGGUAUUUUCUUAGAGCCCUUGGUACUGAAGACGUGUUAAUCAAGGCUUAUUGUGGCGAGAAUAGGAGGCGUGGUGAUUUCUCCACCGAUGAUAACUUACCCAUCACCUUGGUACCCACAGGACACUUGGGCACUGGACAAACCCUGAAAAACAUCAAGAUCAACCGUGGUGGUGAUCACAGAAAGCUUCCCGGACAACAUGUAUGUUGCUAUGAGCUCAAGAAAUUACAAGCUUAUCUUAGUAGAUCCUCAUCGAGUUAA